Molecule: messenger RNA, 1690 nt
Organism: Oncorhynchus mykiss (rainbow trout)
Lineage: Eukaryota; Metazoa; Chordata; Actinopteri; Salmoniformes; Salmonidae
Product: reprimo-like protein
Source: RefSeq, a predicted model, not a curated record
ACGAAAGCGCACUCAAGCGGGCACAUGUGCGCAUGCAGGGCAGUCUUACGUACAGAUUUACACCUCCUUCGAGAUGUCCAAGGGGACCCGCUUGAGAGGUUCGAGCUACGUAGAAGUUGUGUUCAGUUUAUUACUUUGACUCGCAAGUAUGAUGCUGAAUAGGGCAUCUGGUUAGGGUUGGGAUAGUUUCUCUCCGCUGACACGCACCUACAUAUCAGCUUUUGGCCGUGCUGCUAUUAUCGAAUUUAAAAGAAGGUUAUACAUUUCUCAUUUGGUUUUUACUUUGGUUUGUUUUCCCAGUCACAUGACGCAAAUUGAAACUGCGAGCCAGGUUUUAGCCGUGAGUGUGUGUCUGUGGAACCGCGUGCGCCCAUAUCUGCCAAGCGCUGUCAGAUUGACAUCCACGGAGACAUGAACAGCUCCUUCUUCGACCAAGCCCAGGGCGUACUAUUCAACAGGAGCCAAGUCCUCGCUGGUACUCUGGCGAACUGCUGCAACGCGACCGACGUGGCAACCAGUGACGGCGGCUCGCUGGCGCUACCUCCGGACGAGCGGAAACUCUUCAUCAGUCGCGUCGUACAGAUCGCCGUCCUGUGCGUACUGUCGCUCACCGUCAUGUUUGGUAUCUUUUGCCUCGGCUGCAACCUCAUGAUCAAAUCAGAGAGUAUGAUUAACUUUAUGGUGAAGGACCGGAGACCUUCCAAAGACGUAGAGGCGCCGGGGAUGAUAGGACUCAGCUAGUCUCUGGCGCCGGGAUGGAGAAUGGUGUGUAGCAGCGCGCCACGGACUCAUAGCCUCACCACGCUGUAUUUUGGGCAGCACGCUGAUAUGCAAUGCGUUUGAUUUCCUUACGAAAUAUGUUUGCCAAUAAAGACUGCAAUUGCAGUCAAGCGCGGACAAUUCCUCACAUCAAAAGUUCAAGGAGGACAAGGAAUGCAUCGUUGUUUACGCAUAGGCUGUUGGAUAUGGUUUUGUUUUUGACUGUCAACUUGAACAAAGUAAUGGACUCUUGUGAUAUAAGUGUUUACACGUUGUUACCUCAAAUUCUAUUUGCAAAAGUCGAUAUUUCAUAAUUGUUCAAGUAACAAAACUAACUCGUCAGCAACUUUACGCAUGCAGAUGUUAUGUUUUUUUCCCUUUCCAGUUCUGACAGUAGGCUGUGGAUGUUUUGGAUGUGGGAAUUCUCUGAAAAUAUAUUUUUCUUGGUCCCGUUUCUUAGUAGCAUGUCGGGCAAACACCCAAGGUGCUGGGAUCUUGCAUGUUUAACAAACCCCAUCACUGCUUCAGAUAGUGUUUUCUUGUUCAGUUCCAGCAUGCACGCGGCUUGGUCUGUAGCCUACCGUACAAGGUGGUAUUUGGACCUACUGUUUUUGCACUUUUUGAAAGCACCUGAUGCUGCAUGAUUUUUGUACCACGAUGAAACUUGAAUGAAAAGUGCAGCAUGCUACGAAUAAACGUGACGUUGUCGUAUCUCUUCAUUGAUAUCCAUUGUACAUAAUGUACCUAGACUACCUGUUGCAGUAGAUUCGAUUUAUUAAUGUAUGGCAUAGGCCUAUCGCACAAAGCAGCAUAAAUAUGCAGUAUAAAUUAAACAAAUGAAUUACAUUUAAAUGUGAUCGAGGAUCUUGUGCAUGUUAUACUGUACUGUAAUACCAAUAACAGUAACAACAACAAUAAUAAUAUAAGAUAA